This is a messenger RNA of Macrosteles quadrilineatus (aster leafhopper), 3817 nucleotides long. RefSeq lists its product as uncharacterized. Gene Ontology annotation, biological process: proteolysis. Gene Ontology annotation, molecular function: metalloendopeptidase activity; zinc ion binding. The record is from RefSeq and is a predicted model, not a curated record. Bases 113 to 3130 code for a protein of 1005 amino acids. The transcript has 8 exons. Lineage: Eukaryota; Metazoa; Arthropoda; Insecta; Hemiptera; Cicadellidae.
GUAUCAGUGUGCUAUGUACUCUAUGCUAGUGCCAGUGUGUGUCAACCAACCAAUGCUGCUUCAUGCCUACGUUAGAACUUUGGUGACAUUGAUGAACUGAAACUCUUUAUUCAUGCUACUGCUUCUGUUGCUGAGUGUUUAUAUUCUGCCGAAUGUCUACACAAAGCCUGUUCAUCCCCUCAACCCUGUGGAACAACCCUCGGAAUGCUACAUCUUACCUCCGUCACCCCCCAAGGUGUACCACUGGACCCCAGAGAGCCCCGUCAACCUGUGGGAGCUGUCAGGGAGGUUCCAGGGAGACUUGGUGAGUCACCAGGUGGUGUCCCGGGGGGAGCGAUGUGUCCUCAAGCAAGGUGUUGACUACUGGCCUGAGGCCGUCGUCCCUGUGUCCAUCGGCCCUGGGUUCGGAUUUAAAGAUAUGAACAUUCUGAAGAAAGCUUUGCGGAUAAUCGAGGAUAAGACGUGUAUUCGCUUCCCACCUCGACAAGAGAACCACACGUCCUAUGUGGAGCUGAAGGGAGACUUGGGCUAUGGUGAGUGCUGGUCCUAUCUUGGGAGGAUCAGUGGCAACCAGACCCUCAGCUUAGGGGAAGGGUGUGUCAAUCUUCACCACGCCCUGCAUGAGAUCUGCCACGCUCUAGGUCUGGUGCAUCAACACAGCUCUCCUGACAGAGACGACUACAUCAACAUCCACUGGGAGAACAUAGACCCAGAUUUCGUAGAAUGGUUCGACAAGUACACCUGGGACGAGUAUACGGACUUCGGUCUAGGCUACGACUACUACAGUGUCAUGCAUUACAGUGCCUACAUCGCGUCCAGCAACGGCAAACCGACUCUGUCCGCAAAGGACCCGGACGUGAAGAUAGAACCACGCACGACGUUGAGUGAAAAGGAUGUGCAGAAGCUGAACAUGAUGUACUGCAGCGACGGCGCGUACGCUAGACAGUUCAACUACAGGACGUUUGGAGGCUAUGUCGUGGACCUGGUGGAUGACUUGUCGCCCUUCACACGUCACAUGAUCAUUCUGCUGACCGCCAUCUGGCUCCUUCUGGUGACGUCACUGGCAGGCAACUGGCUGUUCUCCAGACUUCUUGUCAGGAAGACUGUCCCAGACACAGACAACCCAGAAGACGGGGGAGAUCCGGAAGAUGGGAUGGGAAAAAAUAUUUUCUUGGAAAAAGAAGUCAUAUUGGAACAGGUGUUGACCAAACCAGAUACAAAAAAGAUUUUGAGGUUAGUGGAAUGUGAGAAGGUAAAUGAGUCAUCUAAUAGGAUGUCAAUGGGAAAGGAAAUGGAAGAGUCGCAGGGUCAGGAGUUGACAAAUACCAAAAUAAGGAAUGAUAUAGCCAAGGAUGUAAAGGUGCCAAGAAAUGAAGGGGAUGCAAAUAUCGAAGACCAGAGGGUUCCGGAAGAAGUGAUGAGGGAAAACGUAUAUCAUGCUGAAGAGACGGUAAAUAGCGAAAUAAAAACCAAGGGGAAAGAUAUACUCAAUGACGUAAUGCUGCUCAAGGAGAAGGAAAAUGAAAAAUGUAAGGGAGAAGGAGACACUGUAAGAAAUAUAGAUAACACUGGUGCGACUAAAGGAACAAGCGAGGAGAAAAGAAACAAUAACGAAGAGAAGAUGAAGAAUGAGAGUAUGAUCAACGAAAUUCAGAUUGACUGUGAGAAAGUGGUUACAAAUGUUGUGGAAAGUAACAGGAACAAUGAAAUUGAUAAUGAUAAUGUGGAUAAGGAGAAGACCAAUAAUGAAAUUACCAUCAAAAAAGAAACGAAGAUGGAUGAGGUGGUGAAGAUGGAAAUCCUCAAAGCGAUUCAGAUGGACAAUGAGGACGUGACAAUGAAUUUGAUUAACAGGGCUGAGGAGGUGGAUAUCAACAGGGACAAGAUAGUCGAGAGUAAGAAAAGUACCCAAAAACAUAAGAUUAACCAGGAGGAAGUUAGGAGUGUUGAGAGCAAAGGUAUUCAAAUUGAUAAUGGGGAAGUAGUAAAACAUGCUUUGGAAGGGACUAGUAGGGAGGAUAUUAAAAUGGAGGAUGGAGCCAAGUAUGAGAAAACGUUGAUGGAUAUGGUGAAGAGCAAGAAAGAUAAUAUUGAUGAGGAGGAUGUGAGGGGCAAGUACGGCAAUAUGGAGACGCUGAUUAACCUGGAGGAAGUAGUAACAAAUAAGGGAGAUACAUCAAUCAGGGAAAGUGUACGAGAAAUGUGGGAAGGGUCUGAGGAGGAAGUAAUGACGAAAAUAAAUGAAGAAGAAACCACCCAGAUAGAAAAGAUUGUAGUAAAGGAGAAUAUUGAGGAAAAUGAUAAGAUGUCAGGGGAGGAGGAAGUGAAAAUUGAAAUUGUUAUAAAGGAAGAUGAGACUUUCAAGGCAGAAAGAGGAGAGGAAAAGACAACCGAGGACCUGGAAAUGGUUAUAGCAAAAGAGGAUGAAAAGGCUAAGGAAGACGAUAUAAUGAUGAGGUAUGGAGGUAGGAUGAGAGAGAGUAAAAAAUCUACAAAGGGAGGUUCAAUAAAAAAGAACGACCGGGCCAAGAAGAUACUAAUUGAAAGAGGGAGGGAGAAGACAAGAGACGAAGAUAGUACCAGAGAGGAACGAACAACCGAAAAUAAUAUAAAAAUAGGAAAGGGGGCAGGGUUAUUUGAGGAUAACAACAUGGCCGAGGAAAGUGAGGUAGAAAGGUGGAAUGAGGAUAAACCAAAAUACAAUGACAUAGUAAAGAAUAUUGGAGAUAAGACCAAGGAAGAACGAGACGCCAAAAAUAAAAUAUCAAAGAUGGUAGAGUUUUUUGAGGAUGGCGACAGGGCUAAGGCGAAAGAUAUAGAAAUAUGGGAGGAGGAAAAACCCAAAUAUAAUGAGAUAGUAAAGAAUAUGGGGACUACAAAUAAACAUCUGGAUGUUGAUGAUAAAGAGAUAACUAAUAUAAAUGAAGCCGUAAAACCCCACGAAUCUGGCAAAGAGGUUGGAACAAGAAAGGGAGGAGGAUCUAAGAAAACGGACUGUGAGAAUGUUGAUAAAGUGUCGGUAAAGCGGAAGGAUAGUACUAAAGAUGUAGAGAUUGGCACGGAAAAGUCGACGAACAAUGAAAAUGAUACAAGAACACCACGGAGAAGGAGGCAAAAAAGGAAAACCUAAAUUCGAAAUGUAAAAGUCAAUGGAAGAAGUGAAUGAAGAAAUAAAUCGAGCAAGUUAUGAUGUGUCGUUUAAAAGCAAAAUUAUAAACGACAGUUAAAAAUAUUUCAGUUCACAUAAUUUCAAAUUCUGUUAAGUAAGCUGGAGGUUAAUUUUUUACAGUCAUUGAGAUUAAAAAUAUACUUACUGUUGAAAGUAUUUCCAUAUCCAUACAGCCAAUUACACCACACACAAAUUAAUAUAAGGCAUAGAAAAAAAGUAAACGAAAGAACAUGUUAUUUGUAAUGAGACAUUUAUGUAUAGUGCAAGAUAUGGUAUGGUUAUACUGUUUAUAAUUUGUAAACCCACAAUAAAACACACGAGUUUACAUUUUACAGGUACAUACUUUUAAAACUGUUAUGUUCUGCUAAUUAAAUAUUUACUGAAGCAAAACUCUAACCAGAGUCGUAUUUAACCGUGAUAUUUUAUGUUUUUAAGUUGUUAUAUUUAUGUUUGUUAUCUGAUUUUUUAUUAUUUGUUUGAUCCAGGUAAUACUGAGUCUCUGUUGGAAAUUGAAGAUACAAGUUUAGUUUUAUCAGCUUUAACAGCUUUAACAGAAGCUUUUAUGAAUUUAUUUAAUAUCUUCCUUCAGUAGUAUUCAAUCCUGUUGAUAAUUAUAUUUGACAAUAUACGUUAAAAGAAAUAUUUUUA